This is a messenger RNA of Didymodactylos carnosus, 3967 nucleotides long. NCBI's taxonomy places the organism in Eukaryota, Metazoa, Rotifera, Eurotatoria, Philodinida, Philodinidae. The record is from the annotation of a GenBank genome assembly.
UCUUUAAUUAAAACUUCUUUAAUUGAUUUGGUGAUCAAAAGUCUUAUUUUUUGGUGAUCAUUUCACUGCUAAUAAAUUUGGUGAUCAAAAGUCACUUUUUUGGUGAUCAAAACACAUUUAUUCCAUAAAAUUUUCAUUUCCAAAUUGAGACCACUUUUUAAAUCUAAUUAAUAAUCAUAAAAAAAAAAGUGGUCUCAAUCAUGAAGCCUCGUGCCUGACAAUGGAGAAAUAUUUGGAUGAAACAUAAUUGUUAAAAACCUGACUUUUUGAGGUUUAUUUGGAUAAUCAUUUAGAAUAAUCAUCUCUAUUUUUAAUAUAAUUUCAUCAUAAACUAAAUCUAUUGCGCGAUGAUAAGAUAUAUAUGUUAUCUAUUUACUGAGAAUGAUCAAUAAAAUUGGAGAUGCUGUAAAGACAGGCUUGACGACUGUUCUAAGCAGUCAGUGUGCACAUACUACUAUUGUGGUCGUUGAUAUUAGGUAUGCACCAGUUCCAGUUUUUAACUGUAAGAAUUGGAACUGCCAGGAACUGUUGGAAAAAACUUUUGAAAUGAAUCCAAAAAAAUUUUAAAUUCUAUUGAACAAAAAAAAAUGCAGGUAAAAAUUCAAAAGUCUUGUAAUAGGAACGCUUUUUGAAGCUGGAAUUUAUGGACUAUAAGUAAUUGAUUAUCGAGCUCCUAACGGGACUUGUUCUCUGAUCCAUAUAACUCACUGACGAUCUUUAUGAAGCUUUCUGAAUUUCCACUGGUUUUUGAACUUUUUACGCAUCUCUAAGUAGAGCCACUAGUUCACAGAAAUCAGCGUAGAAAAAAUACAAUGAAAAAAUAAAACAGUUUAGCUUUGGUAACAAAUGUUUAUGGUUCGGUGCUCACUAUGAAAAUUUUAGGUAUUGAACUGAAGUUUUGUUUUGUUUAGUUGAAUUUAUGAUUGAUGAAAAUGGAAAACAAAUUCUCAUUAUGAAGAAAGAGGUUGAGAAAGCGUCUUCUGUAGUUGAAUCGGAAAUCACGAUGGAUGAUUUUGAGAUGAUAACAGAUGCAAACGGUGAAACGGUACUGCGAAUGAAAGCGGAUGUCGCACUGAAGAAGGGUUUGACUGGUUUAGAAGACACAAAUUUUGAGCUUUUUGUUGAUGAAAAAACUGGCAAACAGUCGAUUCGCGUUAAAGAUGAUGAUCAAAGUGGUAAAAUCGAAAUUGUUAUAGACAUAGUUACGGGAAAACAAAAAAUUAUCAAACGAACUAUUGAUUUAGAGCUUGAAAAUACAGAUAUUAUUGAAAGUCAGCUAAAUCAAGAUGAUUUUGAACGAAUAGUAGACGAAACCACCGGGGAAGUUGUGCUGAAAUUAAAAAAAGGUGCUGCUGCUAGGAAAGGAUUAACAGAUUUAUUAGAUGUGGAAUUUGAAAUGGUUUUCGAUGAAAAAACUCAACAACAAAAAAUUAUUGUGAAAGGGGGCGCAAGUCAGGGUGCAUCGGGCGAUGCACAGUUUGAACUUGUCACUGAUGCAAGCGGAAAAACUACCAUCAAAUUAAAAAAAGAGCGACCACCAUCGCCUGACCUUGAAGUAACCGAAAAAGCUAUUGAUAUAAGUGAUUUUGAUGUUGUUACUGAUGCAACUGGAAAGACAGUAUUAAAACUGAAAGCGGAUGUCGCUAAACGGUCUGGAAUGAUGGGAUUAUUAGAUGCUGAAUUUGAAACAUAUAUCGAUUCUAAAACAGGAAAAGAAGCUAUUCGAGUGAAAGGCAAUGGAAUUCCUGGUCAAGAAGAUAUCAAAUUUACUAUUGAAACAGAUGCCACGGGUAAACAAGUCUUAAAAAUGGUACAAGAGAUUCCGAAACAAAUUCAAGUUACGGACAGUGAUGUCAGUCGAAAUGAUUUUGAAGAAGUGAUAGACGCUAAAACAGGAAAAAAAGUACUUCGAAUGAAAAAAGAAGUUGCGAGACGUAAAGGCUUUGUCGAUAUGGAUCAGAUUGAUUUCGAAGUGAUCAUAGAUGCCGAGACAGGAAAAGAAACUGUAAAAAUUAAAAAAGGAUCAACUAAAACAAAAGGAGGAAAUGUGACGUAUGAGAUGGUCAUAGAUCCAACGACUGGUCAGCAAACGUUAAGAAUGAAAGAGACGGUGGAGGUUAAAUUUGAAACAGUAGAAAAUGAUCUUGCAAUUGAUGAUUUUGUGACUGUUAUUGACGAAGUCACGGGUGAAAAAGUUUUAAAAUUAACUGCUGAAGCAGCCGCUCGUAAAGGCCUAACCGACUUACAAGAUGUUGAGUUUGAAGUAUAUGUGGACCCGACAACUGGAGUGGAACAGAUAAGAAUGAAAGGCGGUGCACAAACGGGCAAAUCGAAUGAUCAAAAGUUUGAACUGUUUGUGGAUGCGAAAACUGGACUGCAAAAAAUUCGUUUAAAACGUCCGAAAGGCCGUACACCUCCACCAAUUGAAAAAGCUAUUAGCACUAAGGACUUUGAAAAAGUAAUCGAUCCUACAACUGGAAAAGAAUAUUAUCGUUUAACAGAUGAAGCAGCUAAAUUGAAAGGCCUAACAAACUUGCAAGACAUGGAAUUUGAUGUAGAAAUCGAUCCCAUCACUGGUCAGUCGACGAUGAAAGUCAGAACUACUGCAGCUCAUGGAAAAAAAGUAGAAAUCAUUAUCGAUCCUACGACAGGCGAGCAAAUAAUUCGAGUUGUUCAGCAAACACCAGUUUUAGUUGAAGAAGUGGUAACGGCGAAAAUUGAUUUGGACGCUGAUUCAUUUACUGUCUAUUGGGAUCCGAUAACUGGGGAAGAACAAUAUAAAUUACGUGAUGAUUUGUUAGAAAGUUAUGGACUUGAAAAUGUUGAAUUUGAAGCUGUUGUCGAUGAAAAAACUGGCAAAAAAUCUUUUCGUAUGAAACCCAUGAUAAGUAAAGAUGGAAAAGUGUAUGAACUCGUACAAGAUCCAACAACCGGUAAACAAAUUUUACAAGUGAAAGAAACACUUUCAAAUGAGGAAGUUGUAGCUCGUAAAGAAAUGCAGGAAGCAAAGUCUUUAGCAGGAGAUCGCGACGAUGAGGCAGAUGUAUUUACAACGGGCAUAUCUAAACGAACAAAACAGAAACCGGGUAUAACGAGUUCCCCUGAUGAGUUCGGUGAAUCAACACCUUCACCAUUAGAACAACGAAAUGAAACAAAAGACCUUCGUAAAAGUCGUCCGAUGAAAAUUAAAAGUGCUUCUGGUAAAGAAUAUGAAAUCGAGUGGACUUCUGAUGAUGAAAAAGAGCUGGACGGAUUGAGUGUUUAUGAACAGCGAAAACGAAAAGAACAGUUGCUUGCCGAGAAAAAACGAAAAGUAGCCGAAAUGAAACGACAAUUAGAACUAGGGCGGAAAAGACGAGUCGAAAAUGGUGACGAUAAUAUUGACGAUCAAUACUCAGACAAUCAGGACGAGAUGAAUGAGGAUAUGGGGGAAAAACAUUUACGUCAGCUUGACGAACGUCGUGGCGAAAUGACAGAUGCAGAAUAUCAAGCACAACGGAAACAAUUAUUUACUGAUCGUGCUAAACGUAUCAAAGCUGUGUAUGAGAGAAAAGUUGAACGUUUGAAAAGACAAGGAGUUCAAAGCUUAGGAGAAGAACAACGUUUAAUUGAUGAACAAAUUCGUGUGGAGGAGCAAGAAAUGUUAAAAAUGAUGAGCGAAGAAGAGCGUGAAGAUUAUUAUCGACAAAUAAAUGAAGAAAAAGCACGUCAACGUCGACAAAAUGAACUUGAACGACAAAAACGUGAUGAAAUGUUAAAAGCAUCAAUACAAGAAACAAAAGAAAGAGCAAAUGCAAAAGCAGCCGAAUUAAUUGCCCUUGAAUUUCAAAAACGUUCAUCGACAGCAAAUUAUGCUGAAUUAAAAAAUUUAACGAUUGAGCAACGUAUUUCACAAGCAUUUACAUAUUCGUACUUUUCACUUAUUAACUUUAUUUCGAAAAAAAUUAAAAAGACUGAUAAGGCAUGA